Drosophila mojavensis is the source of this 499-nucleotide messenger RNA. RefSeq lists its product as uncharacterized. The coding region runs from base 135 to 404 and encodes 89 amino acids. Gene Ontology annotation, molecular function: chitin binding. The transcript is spliced from 2 exons. NCBI's taxonomy places the organism in Eukaryota, Metazoa, Arthropoda, Insecta, Diptera, Drosophilidae. The record is from RefSeq and is a predicted model, not a curated record.
GCAAUAAUUGUGAAACGGUAAACGUCUCGCAAGGCAGGAGAGAAAUCCGCAAAAAAAUAAAUAUAUAUACAUAUAUACAUUAAACAUCUGUUUGCCAACGGAAGCUGAGCGACUAUACGAAUCCCAAGAGAAAUAUGGCCACUGCUCACUUGCCCAUCCAGAAGUACAAAUACUACGAGCACAAUGGAGAGCCGGGCUGCCAGGGGCUGGACGAGGUGAACCGCAUGUUCCGAAACUUCUGGGAUCCCACCGCCUACUGGAUGUGCGAUAAGCAGGGCACGCGUGCUCGCUUCCUACGCUGCCCCAAGUCACAGCUGUACUCGGAGGAGCUCGGCCGCUGUGUGCACUACACGGAAUGGAGAUGGACGGAUCCCAAGGAGCCGCCAAGUCGGCCACAGUCCUAGGCAAUGGGCCCACAAUUCGUUCGCCAGCUCACACACUCUCAUUAUUUAUACAUAGAACAUAACUCUUAUAUUUAAUAUAACAUUUAAGUCUCGUA